GUAUCCGGGGACAGAGCUGGGGCUUCGGGGAGCCGGGUCAGAGGUCUCCUAUUCCCCUUCAACCCCUACAGGUGUCAACGCCCCAGCACCAGCAUAUGGGUGAGGGGGUACCCCCUGGGGCCUGAGCUGCCCCGCACAGGAUGCCCCGUGCUCCCCACCUCAUGCCCUUGCUGCUGCUGCUGCUGCUGCUGCUGACACCUCCCCAGGCCCGGGCCGUCUUUCCUCAGGAUCCACUCCCUUUGUUGACCUCUGAUCUUCGAGGUUCUUCCCCGUCAUCCUGGUUCCGGGGCCUGGAGGAAGAUGCUGUGGCUGCAGAACUUGGGCUGGACUUUCAGCGAUUCCUCACUUUGAACCGGACCCUGCUGGUGGCUGCCCGGGAUCACGUCUUCUCCUUCGACCUUCAAGCCCAAGAAGAAAGGGAGGGCCUGGUGCCCAACAAGUAUCUAACAUGGCGGAGUCAGGAUGUGGAGAACUGUGCCUUGCGGGGAAAGCUGACGGACGAGUGUUACAACUACAUCCGUGUCCUUGUUCCUUGGGACUCCCAGACGCUCCUGGCCUGUGGAACGAACUCAUUCAGCCCCGUGUGCCGCAGCUAUGGGAUAACUUCGCUGCAGCAGGAGGGCGAGGAGCUGAGUGGGCAGGCUCGGUGCCCAUUUGAUGCCACCCAGUCCAACGUGGCCAUCUUUGCAGAGGGCAGUCUAUACUCAGCCACAGCGGCAGAUUUCCAGGCCAGCGAUGCUGUGGUUUACAGAAGCCUGGGGUCUCAGCCCCCACUCCGCUCCGCCAAGUACGACUCCAAGUGGCUCCGAGAGCCGCAUUUCGUCCAAGCUUUGGAGCACGGAGACCACGUCUAUUUCUUCUUCCGAGAGGUCUCCGUGGAAGAUGCCCGGCUGGGAAGGGUGCAGUUCUCCAGAGUUGCUCGCGUUUGUAAACGUGACAUGGGCGGCUCUCCGCGGGCCUUGGACCGCCACUGGACGUCCUUCCUGAAGCUGCGGCUCAACUGCUCGGUCCCUGGGGACUCCACCUUCUACUUUGAUGUCCUGCAGGCCUUGACCGGGCCUGUGAACCUGCAUGGCCGCACAGCGCUCUUUGGAGUCUUCACCACCCAGACCAACAGCAUCCCUGGCUCUGCAGUCUGUGCCUUCUACCUGGAUGACAUUGAGCGUGGGUUUGAGGGCAAGUUCAAGGAGCAGAGGAGUCUGGAUGGGGCCUGGACCCCUGUGUCUGAGGACAGGGUGCCCUCACCCAGGCCUGGCUCCUGUGCAGGCGUGGGUGGAGCUGCCUUGUUCUCCUCUUCUCGAGACUUCCCUGAUGAUGUCCUGAUCUUCAUCAAGGCUCACCCACUUCUGGACCCUGCUGUGCCACCUGCCACCCAUCAGCCACUCCUCACCCUCACCAGCAGGGCCCUACUGACCCAGGUAGCUGUGGAUGGCAUGGCUGGUCCCCACAGUAACACCACUGUCCUGUUCCUCGGCUCCCAUGAUGGGACAGUGCUGAAGGUGCUGCCCCCGGGGGGCCCAGCCGGGAGACCCGAGCCUGUCUUCCUGGAAGAGAUUGACGCCUACAGCCCCUCCCGGUGCGGUGGGAAGCGGGCAGUGCAGACAGCACGGCGGAUUAUCGGGUUGGAGCUGGACACUGAGAGCCACCGGCUCUUUGUGGCCUUUGCUGGCUGUAUCGUUCACCUCCCACUCAGCCGGUGUGCUCGGCACGGGGCCUGCCGCAGGAGUUGCCUGGCUUCUCAGGACCCAUACUGUGGCUGGCAUAGCUCCAGGGGCUGUGUGGACAUCCGAGGUGGUGGGAUGGAUGUGGACUGGGUUGGGAGCCAGGACUCCACAGAACACUGCCAAGAUGGAGCCACAGGAAGCCAGUCUGGCCCUGGAAACUCAGCUUAUGUGCUUCUGGGUCCUGGCCCUGCCCCUGAGACCCCCAGUCCCCCCAGUGAUGCCCACCCCCGGCCCCAGUCUUCCACUCUUGGAGCUCACACUCAGGGCGUGCGCCGGGACCUCCCCCCAGCCUCGGCCGCCCGUUCCGUCCCCAUCCCACUCCUUCUGGCCAGCGUGGCUGCCGCCUUCGCCCUGGGCGCCUCAGUCUCGGGCCUCCUGGUUUCCUGCGCUUGUCGCCGCGCCCACCGACGACGUCGAAGCAAGGACAUCGAGACUCCCGGGCUUCCGCGCCCGCUCUCCCUUCGCAGUCUGGCCCGGCUGCAUGGCGGCGGUGGCGGUGGCCCGGAGCCCCCGCCGCCGGGCAAGGACGGAGCCGUCGCGCAGACGCCACAGCUCUACAGCACCUUUCUGCCACCGCCCGAGGCUGUGCCCCUGCCCCCGCCCGAGCUGGCCUGCCUGCCCACCCCGGAGUCCACGCCCGAGCUGCCCGCCAAGCACCACCGCGUCGCCGGGGGGCCCUGGGAGUGGAACCAGAACGGCAACAACGCCAAGGAGGGUCCGGGCCGCGCGCGGGGCGGGAACGCGGCGGGCAUGCCCGCGCCGCGCGUGCUCGUGAGGCCGCCGCCGCCAGGCUGUCCCGGGCAGGCGGUGGAGGUCACCACCCUGGAGGAACUGCUGCGCUACCUGCACGGCCAGCAGGCGCCCCGCAAGGAGGCCGAGCCACCGGCCCCGGCCCCGUUUACCUCGCGGCCGCUUCCGCCCGAGCCUGUGGCCACCACCCCCGCGCUCUUUGCAGACCCCAGCCCCCUAGCCCGGGAAUGCAGCCCACCCCUGAGGCUGGACAUCCCCCCGGAGGGCAAGGGCACGGUCCCCGCAGCCCGGCCAGCGCUCUCGGCCCCCGCCCCGCGCCUCGGGGUCGGGGGUGGCCGCAGGUUGCCCUUCUCCAGCCACCGCACGCCCCCUGCCCUGCUCACGCGGGUGCCCUCCGGGGGCUCCUCCAGGUACUCAGGGGGUCCCGGCAGGCACCUCCUGUACCUGGGCCGGCCUGAGGGCUACCGAGGCCGCGCCCCGAAGAGAGUGGACAUGGACAAAUCCCCGUUGUCGCCGAAGCCGGCUCUCCUCGGGCCCUCUCACCAGGCCGUCCCUAACGGCAGCCAUUUUAACUUUUGA
Molecule: messenger RNA, 3053 nt
Organism: Ochotona curzoniae (black-lipped pika)
Lineage: Eukaryota; Metazoa; Chordata; Mammalia; Lagomorpha; Ochotonidae
Gene: SEMA6C
Product: semaphorin 6C
Exons: 20
Coding region: 141-3053 (970 amino acids)
Biological process (GO): negative chemotaxis; positive regulation of cell migration; axon guidance
Molecular function (GO): chemorepellent activity; semaphorin receptor binding
Source: RefSeq, a predicted model, not a curated record